Messenger RNA from Athene cunicularia (burrowing owl), 1148 nucleotides. RefSeq names its product mastermind-like protein 3. Gene Ontology annotation, cellular component: nucleoplasm. Gene Ontology annotation, molecular function: transcription coactivator activity. NCBI's taxonomy places the organism in Eukaryota, Metazoa, Chordata, Aves, Strigiformes, Strigidae. The record is from RefSeq and is a predicted model, not a curated record. The coding region runs from base 109 to 1089 and encodes 326 amino acids. The transcript has 2 exons. Gene Ontology annotation, biological process: positive regulation of transcription of Notch receptor target.
UUUCAGCAAUUACAGCAGCAGUCACAUUUGCCUCGGCAGCAUCUGCAGCAACAACGGAGCCCGUAUCCGGUGCAACAGGUCAAUCAGUUCCAAGGUUCUCCCCAGGAUAUGGCAGCUGCAAGAAACCAAGCGGCGCUCCAGAGCAUGCGGACAUCCCGAAUGAUGGCCCAGAACGCCAGCAUGAUGGCGCUGGGGCCCUCCCAGAGCCCCAGCACGCUGCCCACAACCGCUGGCCAGUCAGACAUGGGCAUGGCUCCCUACAGCAACGCCUCCGCCAGCCAGCCGGGAAUGUACAGCAUGAGCACAGGGAUGAGCCAAAUGUUGCAGCACCCAAACCAAAGCGGCAUGAACAUGGCACACAACGCGGGCCAGGGAACGAGGCAGCAGCCUGCCGCAGGACAAGCGGUGGGAAUGGUCGGCAGUUUUGGUCAGAGCAUGCUGGUAAACUCUGCUCUUCCGCAGCAUCAGCAGCAGAUGAAAGGACCUGUGGGCCAGGUCUUACCCCGGCCACAAGCCCCACGACUUCAAAACCUGAUGGGGACUGUCCCCCAAGGAACACAGAACUGGCAGCAGCGAGGCUUGCAAGCCAUACCUGGAAGGACUAGCAGUGAAAUGGGGCCCUUCAACAACGGCACAACAUACCCGCUGCAGUCUGGGCAGCCGCGGCUGUCCAAGCAACAUUUCCCGCAGGGGCUUAAUCAGACAGUUGUGGACACGAGUGGAACAGUAAGAGCCCUGAACCCAGCAAUGGGAAGACAGUUGCUGCAACCACUGCCUGGGCAACAAGGAGCCAGCCAGGCCAGGCCGAUGGUGAUGCCUGCAAUAAGCCAAGGGGUGCCCACGAUGCCUGGCUUCAGUCAGCCCCCAACGCAGCAAAUGCCAGGCGGUGGCUUUGCUCAGAGCAACCAAGGCCAGGCCUAUGAGAGGAAUCCCACUCAGGACAUAUCUUACAACUACAGCAGUGAAGGAGCGGGGGGGUCUUUCCCCAGUUUAGCAGAGGGCACAGACCUUGUGGACUCCAUCAUUAAGAGCGGACCAGGGGAUGAGUGGAUACAAGAACUUGAUGAGUUGUUUGGAAACCCCCAGUGAAUGGGCUUGUAUAGUCUGGUUGUUACGUUUGAAAAAAGAAAUGAGAAAGCUGGAUGUUC